AUGGCGAUCCUCGAAUGGCAGGCACGCUUUGUGAAUCAUGAGGUUGUUGGUUUCGGUUUGAUUCGGCUUGCUUGCGAGGAGGCGGCGUCAGCGUCAAACGUCGGGGAUAGUGUGAAGUUGGGUAGAGGGAAGAAGAUGGAGGUGAAUGCGAACUCGGCGCGGCAGGUCGAGUUACAAUCGGCACCACACUUGUUCGACGUUUUGUGA
Molecule: messenger RNA, 207 nt
Organism: Pleurotus ostreatus (oyster mushroom)
Lineage: Eukaryota; Fungi; Basidiomycota; Agaricomycetes; Agaricales; Pleurotaceae
Exons: 2
Coding region: 1-207 (68 amino acids)
Source: RefSeq, a predicted model, not a curated record